This is a messenger RNA of Bursaphelenchus okinawaensis, 288 nucleotides long. Lineage: Eukaryota; Metazoa; Nematoda; Chromadorea; Rhabditida; Aphelenchoididae. The record is from the annotation of a GenBank genome assembly.
AUGAGAGUACUCUUCAUAACAACCCUGUUCUUGGCUUCGGCCACCGCCUUCUUGUUCCCAUCGUCAGGUGGCGGAGGCUGUGGAUGUGCACCACCACCACAACCAUGCUGUCCACCCCCACCACCACCAUGUUGUCCACCUCCACUCCCACCACCACCUCCACCCCCACCACCAUCGCCAUGCGGCGGAGGCUUCGGCGGCGGCGGUGGCGGCGGUUGCGGCGGAGGCUGCGGCGGAGGUGGCGGUGGAUGCGGCGGUGGCUGCGGAGGAGGUUGCGGAAAGAAGUAA